AUGGCCGAAGCAACAAAGCCAUCUUCAUCUUUCCUAAGCUCAAUCAGUCCCUGGAGCAGGAGUAAUACUCCUCCGCCCAAGUCCCCUCGACAGGGUCCCAAGGAUGACCCUCAUCAACUAAGACAGUCUACUGGCAUUGACCAUACUAUUAGUCUACGUCCAUCGCCAAGUUUACGUCGAUAUCCCAGGGACUGUCCUCCUCUCAUCACCAAAUGGUAUUAUGCUGUGGACGUAGCAAAACGGAAACCUUUUGCAACUGAACCAGGACCAGAAGAACCUGCAAAAGCGACAACUGGUCCCAAGAAGUUCGUGGGUUUCUCAUCCACUGACUCUCAAGCCAUUGAAAAGGCAUACCAAUCACUCGAUAGAGGCGACAAAUCACAGUCGGACACUUCAUCUCCCACUUCCACAAGGGUUCCUGUCAAUGAGGACUUCCUGUUCGAUGUCCAUAUCGAGAAGCGGGAGCUCGAACCUGCGUACUGGCUAGGACCUGUUUACGAGGUUCACCGUGGUAGCUGGUUCUAUGUGGAAGGCUCCUUCCUAAAACCCUGCGACGAGAACCUCGCGAAUCAGCUCGAGGAAGGCUACUUGAAAAUAGCCCCAUGGAGGAGAUUAGGCAUCUCAUCUCCUCGUUCAACCUCUCAGCCGAGAAGUCGUCCGGCUUCAAUGAUAUUGGAUAGUGCAUCAACCCUUCUCCCGAACAAGGCCAACCCGUCUCAAGAUGAUGCCCAAACCGCAGGUUCUAACACUUAUCGACUUUUUGGCAAUCACAUGAACACGACGGUGACCUACCAAGAUGCUGUCACUGCUUUCCUGUCAUCAGAUGAUUUCUACUCUCGUAUGAGUAGCAUCACCUAUGGUAGAUUUGUCGGGUAUGGUGGCACAAAGGUAGUGAGAGGGUGGUCGGAAUCUACGAGACUCGUGGAACCAAAACCUGCUGAGCCGAUUAGCUCAAAGGAGAAGCGAAAAUCAGCCAAGAAUACCAGCGAAACCAGCCAGCCAGUAGAAUCUACCAAAGCUGAUUCACAGCCCGAGGAGCAGGAACCUGAGUCCAAACCCCGUCGGUCUGCCCUCGAAAGACAACUUUCGUCCUUGGCAGGAAUCCCUGGAUCUCAAGAAGGAGACAUCUCAGCUGAGGAAGAGGCCCGAGAACAAGAAGAAAAGGAAAUGGAAGACGCCAGAGAAAAGGACGGGGAUGAUCAAGCAAGACAGAUUGACCAUCUUGUCCUCGUGACCCAUGGUAUUGGUCAACGUCUUGGGUUAAGACUGGACAGUAUUAACUUCGUCCACGAUGUGAAUACUCUACGCAAGUCCAUGAAGGCUGUGUAUGGUUCUGCUCCAGAUCUACAGGCUUUGAGUGGUGAUCCCAAAAAUUGUCGAGUACAGGUCCUGCCGAUUGCCUGGCGUCAUUUGCUCGAUUUUCCCAAACAGAGUCUCAAGCAGAAUCGCAAAGAAUUCGAUUUAGGCGAUGCUGAUGACGAUUUCGAUGACAUCUAUCCUUCCCUUCAAGACAUUACCGUUGAAGGCGUUCCUGCAGUACGCAAUCUCAUCACAGACCUUGCAAUGGACGUCCUUCUCUACCAAAGUGCCUACAGAGAACAUAUUGCUCAAAUCGUGCAACAAGAAUGCAAUCGAGUCUACAAACUCUUCAAGCAGCGCACCGGGUUCUCUGGUCAGGUCAGCCUUUGUGGUCAUUCUUUAGGAAGUGCUGUCCUAUUCGACAUCCUCUGCCGGCAGGAAGAUUUAAUCCAGACUCGACCCCGUCGAGUAUCAAGCAAGACAGCACGAGAACCCAGUAUGGACCAGACAAACCUCAAACUUGACUUUGAUGUCCAGAACUUCUUUUGUCUUGGUUCACCAAUCGCUCUUUUUCAAAUGCUCAAAGGCCGCACGGUCAGUGGUCGAAAUUCCUCGUCUAGCUAUAGCUAUGGCGGGCCAAUGCCAACAUCGCCCUUUGACCCGGAUCCAAUGAGCAACGAUCCUUUUGACAUUGCUUCCACCAGAAAUCCCCCCAUGAGCUCCGUCAAGGAAUUGAUACCUAUCACGACAUCAUCCCCUAAAUGCGGCGAACUCUUCAACAUCUUCCAUCCAACAGACCCAAUCGCUUACCGCAUCGAGCCACUUAUCUCCCCAGCAAUGGCUCAACUGAAAUCUCAACCCUUGCCAUACACGAAGAAAGGGCUCUUUGCAGCACCCGGAAUUGCCAACAUCUCCGCCCGCGUCGGUCAACAAGUAAUGUCAUCUUGGUACAACCUAACCUCUGGGGUUGCAUCCACACUCAUCAACCGAAGCCUCGGCAUUACAGGCGAAGAGCAAGCGCUGCCACAGGACAAAGGAAAAUCCUCUCAGGCAGCAGGUCCUGGCAAUACUCUGACGGGCGGACCCAACAUCCCACAGAUCACCAUGCCAACCGCCGACAAGUCUCGUCAGCAGGCACUGGCGGAAGCCGCCCGCUCCUCACCAACCAGCGAACAACCUCCGACGCUAAUCGACUCGGAAAUCGAAACCCUGUAUUCCGGCUUCCAAAAACGCCGAAGAUCCCAAACGCCCUCGUCACUCACACCCAACACGACAGGCACAACGACAGACGACACCACGGCCAACGACCCCGACGCCUCGUCAACAACCCCUCCACAAGCAAGCUCCGAAACAGACCCCGCCGAAUAUACAGUCAGCCAAGACCGGGCCCGCAAGCUGAAGCGCGAAGAAGCAAAAGUGCGCGCGCUGAACAGCAAUGGGCGCGUCGACUACCAUAUCCAGGAGGGCAUGUUCGACGUGAGUCUGCUGGCGAGCAUUGCCAGCCACCUGAGCUACUGGGCCGACGAGGACGUCAAUCAUUUCAUGAUUGGGCAGAUGCUGAAGAAGACGAGUCGUGGGCGAGGAGGGCUUGGAAAUGUGGGUGUGGGUGGGGAGCAGAAGGAGAAGAAUAGGGAGCUGGAAAGGGAGCGCCAGGGCGACAUCGGACGUGGAGGAGGGGACAUGUUGUGA
Messenger RNA from Exophiala bonariae, 2988 nucleotides. RefSeq lists its product as uncharacterized. The transcript has a single exon. The record is from RefSeq and is a predicted model, not a curated record. Lineage: Eukaryota; Fungi; Ascomycota; Eurotiomycetes; Chaetothyriales; Herpotrichiellaceae. Gene Ontology annotation, cellular component: cytoplasm. The coding region runs from base 1 to 2988 and encodes 995 amino acids. Gene Ontology annotation, molecular function: glycerophospholipase activity; metal ion binding.